CAUAAGUUGUCUGUUCUCUCUCUCUUUCUCUCUCUCUCCGCCCUCUCAUCCUCGUGGUCCUCCGUGGCGAGCACGCGCGCGCGCGUCGACGCGUUAACGGGAGUGCGCGCUGUCACCGUCGAGAAACGUCAUUUCGCGGAUCUUGCGGCGGUCGACCACGAUCGGCGUACUCGAUCGUUCGCGAGCGCGCGCGCGCGCGCGCUUUACUCUUCCCGAAUCAUCCUGCCGCUGCUGCUGGAACGCUUUCCUCUUGUCGCGUCGCGCGAAACGUUCGAAUAUCUUGUCGCGAGUGUCGGCGAAAUCGACGCGAAGGAGCAGCCCGGGUCGACGAUGCUAAUCUCCCGGAGAGACGCUUUUCACCCGACGCAGGAAUUCAAUUGUCGAGCAUCCGCGAGCGUGAACGCACGGCGAAGAAGCGCGCGCGAGUGAUCGGACUUGCCCGAUGUAUCCUCCGCUUGAAAAAGAAGGCGCUAUCGCGACAACUCGAAGAGCAUCGUCGUCAGUGGCUCGUGUUUCAACUUGGAAAUCGGAGUCGAAUGCUUCUUUCCGCUUCUCGCGCUAGUGGCACGGGACAGCAGCGGCGCGUUGGCGGCGUCGGCGACGACGGCAACGACGACGACGUCGCCGUUCGGACUACCACUGCUCGUCCUCCGAAGUAAGCGGUUGGAGGACUGGAAGCGAAUGGGACGCGAUGCUCGCGGCGACACUGCUCGACGCCGAGCCUGCAGGACACUCGGUAGCCUGGUGCGGGAUUACGGUGUUUCGCGCGGGACGUCUACGCGACUGUCGCCAAGUGUCGUCGGAUAUCGCGAAUCAAAGUGACACGUUCCGUCCUUUAGCACGGACCUCUUAGCCGAAGAGAGGGUGGAAUCUUAAAGGGAAGAAUUUCGUCGUCAGGGCUCAUUGAGAGAGUGUGAGACGAGAGAAGCCAUCGCGAAAAUCAACACUCGGACCCACACGGAUCGAUUCUUCGCCGCGCCUCCGCGGAAGAUGGUAGUAGACGCUCCGCGUCGUCGUCGUCGUCAUCAUCAUCAUCAUCAUCAUCAUCAUCAUCAUCAUCAUCAUCAUUAUCAUCAUCGUCGUCAUCUUCCACCUGGUCUUCGACCUAGCUGAAGAAAAGAGAGAAUUUGGAGGAGAAGGAGGGCGCCGUUCCUCCUCGCCGUCGGCCGCCGGGUGGGUGUCACACGCGGUGCGCGGCGCCGUGUCGCGUGGAUUGGAUGGUGCCGCGAGGAUUAACCCUCGGCAGGACGACGACACGGGAGCCGGAGCCGGAGCCGGAGCCGGAGCAGCUACGCUUUUACGAUUCUCCGCCGCCGCUACGGAUGGACGCGAGUGUGUGCUGUCUGCCCGCCGGUGCCGCGGCCACCACGGGGGUCACUCAGCACCCUCAUCCGGCGUCUCUGCCCGGUUUACCGUCCGCCGUCGGCGUCCAGCCGCCGACGAUCCAGCCGUCUUACGCCACCGCCCAGUACGCCGCCGAUCAGAUUGUGCCCGAUCGGGCCCAGCCCGACGGGCCCCUCGCCACCGUGCUCGGAUGCAACGCGCAGGACACCUGGCAGCAGAUCUCGUCGACGACGUCCACCGGGAUCACCGGAGCCGCCGUCACCGCCACCACCACCGCCUACAUCGACUACUCGUGGCUGCAGAUGCAGCAGACGUCGGACCUGGACACUUUGCUGUGCAGACAGGAUCUCGAUCGUCUACAGAGGCUAGACGAGGAUGAGACGGACGCGAGAGACGCGCGGGAAUCGUCCGUGCACAUGGAGGACUUCUUCGAGGUCGGUGGGCCUACGGCAGUGUGCCGACCACCGCAGGCCAGUUUCGUUUCCAGGAGUCAGUCGACGGGCGGGGGGCAGGACGACGACGUCUUUCUCAGACCGCCGCUCUGGGAGGAUAUCACGUCGAGUAUCCAGAAGCUGGAUCCGGAGAACGCGGACAUGCUGGGCUCCCAGUCUCACGUAAAGAUGGAGACUGACGACGUGACCCCGCCGCCGGUUCUCUCCCCCGUGGAGAUCAAGACGGAACCGUUACCGCCACCGCCGACCUUGCAUCUCCUCGAGGGCCCGACCGCGAACCCCUCGCAGAAUCCCUUUCCGAAUCCCUCGAGUGUUCAGCACGUCGUCCAUCAUCGAACGACGACGACGACAACGGCGCCGACGGCGGCGCUCUUCAAGAGCUUUCCCAAUGGCAACAAUAACAAUAACAACAAUAACAAUAACAGCGGGACUGUUAAUAGUAAUAGCGCGAGCGGGAAUAACGCCGGGAGUAAUAACGGUAGCGGCAACGGCGGUAACAACAGCAACAACAGCAGCAACAACAGCAACAACAACAACGGCGGUGGUAGCGGUAGUGAUUCGUCGACGACCAGUCAUCAUCAGCCGAGCGGCAACGCGACAUCGCCGCUCUACAGCUCCAUGACGAGGCUGAUGUAUAUUUCGCCGCUGACGCCACCGAUCUCCGAUCCCGGCUCGCCCAUCGGCGCCGGUCCACCCAGGCGGACACCGCCACCCCCGUACCCCCAGCCGGGUCCGAUCCUGAAUCCGGCCCACAGGAUCCAACCGCCGUCGAUGUCGAACAAGUUCAACAGGCGGAAUAAUCCGGAGUUGGAGAAGCGCCGGGUGCAUCACUGCGAUUUCAUAGGUUGUGCGAAAGUCUACACGAAGAGCUCGCACUUGAAGGCUCAUCAGCGGAUACACACGGGCGAGAAACCGUAUCAGUGUCAAUGGCCGGAAUGCGAGUGGCGAUUCGCCAGGAGCGACGAAUUGACGCGGCAUUACCGCAAGCACACCGGAGCUAAGCCCUUUAAAUGCGGGGUCUGCGAGCGCUCCUUCGCCAGGAGUGAUCAUCUCGCGCUGCACAUGAAGCGGCACCUCCCGAAGCAGCACACCAAGUGAAGAGAGCGGCAGAGAGAGAGUAUGGACUAGAGAAAAGAGAGAGAUCUUCUCUUUGCUUCCCGUUCGUUCUCGACUACCUGUGUUGGACGCGCGCUGCGUGCUUUUCGCCAUUCAGGCUUCGAGGCGCGGAUCUCUUCGAAAUUGUUAAGCUGGAGAACAUUGAGAGAGUUCAGAAACGUGUAGGAAUUAUCGAAGAAAAAAAAAAAAAACAAAGAGUGAAAACUAUUUCUCAGAUAUUAUCUAUCUAUCUAAAUGGAGCGAUAUCUAUGACACACUUCGCGUUGCGAGUAUUGCAUGUAACGUGUUUAUGGCAGAUUUCGGAAAGUGCGAGUUUAGCGGCUUUUUUUUUUUUUUUUUUUUUUUCAAAUUGACUUUCGAUUCGCGAACGAAAGCGAACCUCGACUCACGUACAUACGACGAUUUACGCAAUUGUCGAUGCGUAAUCGAAUUGGCUGCAUCGUGUCCCCGAUAUACGAUUCCGCUAUGGAUAUAAUUCGGAGUCGGCUCCAGGCCCGAUCGUCGGUCCCGAUUCGCAAUGUAUAUGUAGGUAUCGGAGCGGAGCGGAGCGUCGAUCGAGAGCUCGCUCGCUCGCUCGCUCGGAGCCGUUUCGAUCGCUUCGGUUACGCUCACUACCGUUCGGUUAAGCGCUCGUGACGAAAUACAUCCUCGGUGUGGGUGGUGAUCGCGAGGAAAUAUUUCGUCAUCAGCGCUGUACACACACUCACGGACGAGUCCGAGUGAGGGAUAAUACAAUCCCCGUUCCUCGGUAACUAUAGCGUAACUUCACGCCGACGGAUGGACCCGAUCGAGCCCGUCGACUCGUGCGAAGAGAAGCGAAGCCAAGUGCUCUUGGAAAGUAAAAGCGAAACCGUCCGUCUUAAAAGGCAACUUCCAUAUCGAUAAUCCUCCUUUAUACACAUUCACUUUGAAACGUUUAUCUCGAAUCCGACCAACCCGACGCUACGGUUUUGUCGAAAUAUUUCCAUUCGCGGACGAUAAGACUAUUUUUUUUUUUUUUUUUUGCAAAAGUUGAAAUUACAAAAGUUUCAAUUUGAAGCGCACAUUCGGAAGUUCCGCCAUCGUCAUUCGUGUGCGUGUAUGUGUGUGUAUAUAUGUUUUUUUUUUUAAUAUUUUUCGAAGCUGUAUACGAGCCGUCAUCUCGCGUCGCUGUCGAGUCCCUCGCGAAAUGAUUUGCCAGAUUAAGGCAAGCGCUAUCUCGAAAUUAUCGCUAUCUCGAAGCUGGCUGCGACUCGAGAUAUCCUGUUUGGCGUGUAAACGAUCGUCCGCACGGUCGAGCUUAAGUCGAAGAAGCUUAAUCCGCGUCUCGCGCCGCGCGCAUCAUUUCGAUAGUCGUCGCUAGCGCGAAAUUCGCCGCGAUAUUUACCGAACCACGUCGAUAGCAGAAACAGAUAGAUAGAAGAGCGAGUAUCACGCUUCGCCGUUAUCACGUUCGUAUGUGAGAAACGACACGAUAUCGUGAUGCCUUAUGUACAAAUUCGCGUAGUCUUGAAGAGAUAAGGUGUCUUAUGGCGCUCGAUGUGCGCGUGCACGUGCGUAUGUGUGUGCGUGCGUGCGUGUGUGUGUGCGUGUGUGUGCGUGUGUAUGCGGGCGAAUGCUGAGUCCGUGUGCUAUAUGCGAAUGUGUAUUUAUAUGCGUAUUCUACACGCGCGGUAGUCUAUGUAUGCGCUUGUGUAUACGUGUAAAAAAAAAGCAGAAGAAAAAGCAGAAGAUACGCAUCUGAUAGCCAUGUAGCUGGUGUAAUAUUAUCUGUAUAUUACGCGAAGCGAUGGGCCGGGAAUAAUUCGUUCUCACGCGUGCUCCGAUCGAUUCGAUCCGAUCCAUCGCUCGUCGUUCACCGUGCUUCGCGCGAAAGGCGUACAACUCUUCGCGUAUACGUUGUACGUCUAAAUCGCGCGCGAAAAACGCAGCAGACGCGAAAUUUGUAGCGAUAAUCAGGGACGGACUCGUGUCGAGGAGAGAAUGAAUUUUCUUCGAGUCUCGAUCUCUUAAAUCGCAAAAUAAUCUUCGGCUAAUGAUAUUUGCCACCGCCUCCAAUUACGCGUCCCUUUAAUAAUCCCUGCUUGGCGAGCGCCCAAAGACUUAUCUUGAAAUCUAAGGCCCGUCAAAGAACCUUCGAUGUAAUUUUCUUUCGCGCAAUGUUAACCAAUUUUUAAAAAUUACAAGUACGAGAAGAUGUGUCCUCUUUUUAACGUGUAUGUCACCGCUAGCAAAUCAAAUUGUUCAGCUUCAGGCCUCGAAGAGUCAUCGUCCGUCCCUGGCGCACGGAGAAAGAGAGGCGUCGGCGAAAAGCGAUUUCGCGUAUCUGGACGUUCCGUUACGUGCCGAUACAUACGAGCAUGUCCCACCUCGGGAGCGCGCGCGGGAGGCCAAAAAUUCUAAUUCCGUAGUCACCGCUUUGUAUACAACGCGCGAUCGUUGUAUAAUAAUAACCGAUCAAUCGGAUCGUUAUGUAGUUACGUAGUUACGGAAACGUUCGACGGAAAACGAAGUAAUGCCGUCUAUUUAUAUCUGUCUGUCCGCCUGCCUAUCUCGUCACCGCAUUCUUCCAAAUUGACUCCAAGUCGUUGUCGUAUUCGUCGUUGUUUAGUGUAUUCCUCUUCAACUCGCUCGUACCCCAUUCCCGUGUCGCGGACCUCCUUUCGUCUUCCCACCCAUCCCUGGUGAAAAUCUUUCUCAAAAUUCUUUACACACAUAAUUUUCAGAAUUAUAAUUUGAUAACUUUGUAGCAAGAGAGAGUUUUUAAAAUCUUUUAUACCUUUCAGAAAGUUAUUUUUUCUCAGAAUUUUUCACGCAUGUUCAUAAAAUCGAGAAUAAAUUUAAGACAUUUUUUCCAGAAAUUUUCACAAAUUUAAAAUAUGAAAAAUUCUUAAAAAUAUAAGCUAAUGUGAAAAUUUGUUUCACCAGAGAUAUCUCGUUUUCUUUCUUCUUUCCUUCCUUCCGUCUCUUCCCCUCGCGUUUCCUUCGUCUUUCUCUCGUUGGAUAGCGACUGUCCCGCUUGUCCGCCCGUUGGAUCGACUUUACGAUUAACUCUUAUAUAUAAAUGUGAAAUAUACCUCAUUUGCAGAUACGCAGCAAUAGAGUCGACGAGCGUGCUGCGAAGCGCGCUAAUAAAAUUUGUACGCACCUCCUACUCUCGACUUCUUACGGUCUGUCUAUAAUGUUUACGCUGUAAUUUGUGUGUUGUGUAAUUUAAAUAUAUGCGAAAUGGUAUAUCUCUGUAAGCA
Messenger RNA from Solenopsis invicta (red fire ant), 6139 nucleotides. RefSeq names its product dendritic arbor reduction protein 1. The record is from RefSeq and is a predicted model, not a curated record. Gene Ontology annotation, biological process: regulation of transcription by RNA polymerase II. Gene Ontology annotation, molecular function: DNA-binding transcription factor activity, RNA polymerase II-specific; RNA polymerase II cis-regulatory region sequence-specific DNA binding. Lineage: Eukaryota; Metazoa; Arthropoda; Insecta; Hymenoptera; Formicidae. The transcript has 4 exons. The coding region runs from base 1218 to 2894 and encodes 558 amino acids.